Molecule: messenger RNA, 2921 nt
Organism: Phragmites australis (common reed)
Lineage: Eukaryota; Viridiplantae; Streptophyta; Magnoliopsida; Poales; Poaceae
Product: pre-mRNA-processing factor 39-1-like
Exons: 14
Coding region: 207-2561 (784 amino acids)
Biological process (GO): RNA processing; mRNA 5'-splice site recognition
Cellular component (GO): U1 snRNP; U2-type prespliceosome; commitment complex
Molecular function (GO): protein binding
Source: RefSeq, a predicted model, not a curated record
UGUCCGCGUUCCUCCAUCCACACCGCGACAGCCCCCGAUCCAACCCUAACCCCUCCGGCCAUCCGCAUCGCCAACUCGCACGCAGGCGCCGAACCCCUACUCCUCGCCGGCGCUCAACACAACGUCCCCAGCGCGCGUCCCCGCUCCUCGGCGGCUCUCCGGGCUUUGUGUAGGUCGCGGGGUUCGACUCCUGCGAUUCGUGCGUAAUGGAGCAGGACCAGAACGUUGCUACUCGUGUUGAUUCCGGCAGCGCGGAGCCUGGUGCUGCGGCUUUUGAUCCAGCCAGUGCCAAUCCUGAUGCCAACGCGUACAGUCAAAAUCCGAGCUACGUUAUUCAAUCUGAUGGGGCGCUUGUCGCCGGUGAGAGCGUCGUUGCCCCCGACGGUGGAGCUCAGGGGGACGAUGCCUCUGCAUAUGCGACUGAGCACGUAGCAUUCAAUGGGACGGCUGACUACCAAUCUGCAGGACUUACAGAGAAUGGUGCUGCUGCCGCAAACGAGAUGGGCGAGCCGGUUCCUGAACCAUCCUAUGAGGACGCUGUUCUUUCAGCAGAAGAGGUUAGGUUGUGGAAUGUCGUCAUGGCAAAUUGUUUAGACUUCAAUGCUUGGACCACACUUAUUGAUGAGACAGAGAAAAAUGCUGAGAGCAAUAUUUUGAAGAUACGGAAGGUGUAUGAUGCAUUUCUUGCAGAAUUCCCUCUUUGCUUUGGAUAUUGGAAGAAAUACGCAGAUCAUGAAGGCCGGCUUGAUGGUGUCAAUAAAGUUAUAGAGGUGUAUGAACGAGCAGUUCUUUCAGUAACUUAUUCAGUGGACAUUUGGUAUAACUACUGUCAGUUUGCAAUUUCAACAUAUGAUGACCCAGAUAUCAUCCGAAGACUGUUUGAGCGGGGUUUGGCAUAUGUUGGAACAGAUUACCGUUCCAAUCUUUUGUGGGAUGAGUACAUUAAGUAUGAAGAAUCGCUGCAGGCAUGGAGUCAUCUAGCCGUGAUAUACACGAGGAUACUAGAGCAUCCUAUACAGCAGCUUGACCGUUACUUUAACUGCUUGAAGGAAUUGGCUUCGACACGGAAUUUGUCGGAAAUACUUACUGCAGAAGAAGCUUCCGCAUAUGGUGUUACAUCUGAGGACAUUGCUCAGGCUCUUGAUGGGGAGGCACAUCCUGAUGGUGUCGAUAAAUCUGCUCAACCUGAAAUUUCAACUUCAACAGAAGCAGAGAACCUGGCGAAAUAUGUAUCCAUGAGAGAAGAGAUGUACAAGAAGGCCAAAGAGUAUGAAUCUAAGAUUAUUGGUUUUGAGCUAGGUAUUAGAAGACCAUAUUUUCACGUCAAGCCUCUUGACAAUCCAGAACUUGAAAAUUGGCAUAACUAUCUUGAUUUUAUCGAGAAGGAAGAAGACAUUAAUAAGGUUAUCAAAUUGUACGAAAGAUGUGUUAUUGCAUGUGCUAGUUAUUCAGAAUUCUGGAUCCGGUAUGUGCAAUGUAUGGAGGAUAAAGGAAGCCUAGAACUAGCAAACAAUGCCCUGACUCGUGCCACUCAUGUGUUUGUCAAGAAGCAGCCAGAGAUCCAUCUAUUUAGUGCACACUUUAAGGAGCUUAAUGGAGAUGUUUCUGGAGCACGUGUAGAAUAUCAGCAUCUUUACUCGGAACUAUGUCCUGGCUUUCUAGAGGCCAUUGUGAAACAUUCUAAUAUGGAGCACCGACUGGGAGAUAAAGAAUCUGCUUGUUCAGUUUAUGAGAAGACCAUUGCUGCUGAAAGGGAAAAGGAGCAGAGCCAGCUCUUGCCAACACUGCUGAUUCAAUACUCACGUUUCUUAUUUUUGGCUAUCCGAGACUUGGAAAAGGCAAGGGAGACCAUAACUGCAUUGCAUGAGCAGUUCAACGUGACGAAACUAAUUCUCGAGGCUACCAUCCAUCUAGAGUCACUAUUUCCAUGUGAAAAGCGUAUUGAAUUUUUAGAUUCCCUUGUGGAGAAGUUCCUUACAUCUGAUCCAUCUCAAGUGGAGGUGGCAAGUCUAGGUGACAAAGAAGAAAUAUCUUCCAUAUUUUUAGAGUUUUUGGAUCUCUUUGGGGAUGCAAAGUCGAUCAAGAAGGCUUUAAAUCGGCAUACAACUCUUUUCUCAUGUAAGAGAAGCAUUCUGUCAUCAAAGAAACGAAAAGCAGAUGAUGCUAUUGUGUCAGACAGAGACAAAUUGGCUAAAACUGGGGGAACUCAGCCAGGCAUGGCAACUGAUCCAAAUGCUCAUAAUCCUCCAGUUUGGCCUGCGACAUCUGAAGCAACAGGGCAACAAUGGGGAGCUGCUUAUGCACCGCAGGCUGCGUAUCCUCCAUAUGGAACUUAUGACUACAGCCAGCAACUGCCUCAAUCUGCUCCUCAAGCAGCUCCUUAUGGUGCAUAUCCUCCAACAUACUCUGCUCAGGCCUACACACAACAAACCUACGCACAUCCUGCAGCAAUGGGGACGGCAGCACCAGCGCCUGCAGCGGCGCCAGCACCGGCCCCUACGGCAGUUUACCCUCAGCAACCUGCGGCAGCUCAACCUUACUAUGGCACAACAUACUACUGAUCUGUACAAUGAUCCUCGACGUUGAUUCAGCGAGCCUGCUAGGUUGCCUUGGCAUGUGUCUGUUUCUGCAGUCAAAUGGGCAGAGGUCUGCCAGUUCCAGGUAAAAGGCAUCGCAAAUCCUUUUGUACUGCUAGUGUUCCUAGAAGACUCGUGUCAGUGUUGGGGUGUAGCUCGCCCUUAUCCGGAUGCUAUUUUGCGGUAUUGUACGAGGACGGUCGCAUGAGUCCAAAUCAGAGAUUUGUAUAGUCGAACAUUUUGGUUGUAGAAUCCAUGCCCCUAGAAUUGCCAUUGUUUUCUCGUGUGGAUUAAUGCUUACCGUAGACGCCGCAUUUGAAUUAGCGGUCUUUACUAUGCGUGUGA